Closterium sp. Naga37s-1 is the source of this 1464-nucleotide messenger RNA. The record is from the annotation of a GenBank genome assembly. Lineage: Eukaryota; Viridiplantae; Streptophyta; Zygnematophyceae; Desmidiales; Closteriaceae.
AUGCAAUCCGUUUCCAACCUGCCGGCCGCGUCGUACGAGAUGAUCGUCUGGAUCCGACUGAACGCCGGCGACCGGCAGUACGUGAACGCGAACGUCAACAUUAACGGCGAGUACGUCUGCAUCGGCGGCGCGAUCGCCAAGUCUAACUGCUGGACGAAACUCAUGGGCGGAUUCACGUUGCACGACCCGUUGGAUAAAGCCAGUAUUUACAUUCAAGGCGCGAGUCCCGGUACGGAGAUCUGGAUUGCGCAGGCUUCGUUGCGGAAGGUUGAUAAGGACGAAUGGCUGGCGCAGCAGCAGGCGAGCAUCGAGAAGCAUCGCAUGCGCGACGUGUCGUUGACGGUGACCGGCAAUAACGGGCAGCCUGUGGAUGUGGUGAUUAACCAGAUUCAGUCGGAUUUUCCGUUUGGCGGGAACGUGAACGGCGCGAUCCUUUACGACACGAACUACCAGAAGUGGUUCAAAGAUCGAUUCAACUGGGCUGUGUUCAAUAACGAGGGCAAGUGGUACUUUAACGAGGGAUAUCGGCAGGGUGAAGAGAACUACACCGUAACAGACGCGAUGACCAACUGGUUUCGGCAGCGAAACAUCAACGUUCGCGCGCACAACCUGUUCUGGGCCGUCGAGAAUUUCGUGCAGCCGUGGGUCAAGAACCUCAACGACGAAGAUCUGUGGGCGGCGAUGCAGCGAAGACUGAACCAUGCGGUAACCCGUUACAAGGGCCAGGUGCAGCACUGGGACGUUCUCAACGAGCCGCUUCACGGCAACUACUUCGCGGACCGCCUCGGGCCGCAGGUGCACGAGUGGAUGUACAAGGCCACGUCAGCAAUCGACAACCAGGCGCAGCUAUUCAUUAACGAUUAUAAUACCGUCGAGGAGUGCGACGGCGUGUCGCAUCCCGAGUAUUAUCUCGCGAAAGUCUGGCAGAUGACGACACGUGGCUCGCCGGUGACCGGGAUCGGCGUCGAGUCGCACUACAGCAAGGAACCCCAGCCGGCUCGUCUGCGUCACGAUCUGAACCAGCUCGCAGUGGCGGGAAUCCCCAUCUGGCUGACGGAGCUCGAUUUCAACAAGGUGCCUGAUGACGCGAUUCGCGCGGACUACUUCGAGUCGGUCAUGCGCGAGGCGUUCGCGCACCCCGCCGUUCACGGCAUUGUGAACUGGUCCGCGGGGCGCGCCUCGUGCGACAAGUACAAGGACGUGGAUCCCGGCAUGUGCAAGCCGUGCGAGGCGUGCUUCUCGGACUUUAACUACGUCGAUAACGAGCUGGGGAAGAGGUAUGUGCGUCUGCGCAAGGAAUGGAGCACACACCUCAACGCCAAGAUCUCCCCCGGGCAGCCGCUCGCGUUCAAGGGCUUCCACGGCACCUACCGCGCCCGCUUCCAGGUCAACGGGCAGACCAUUGAAAAAACUUUCCACGUGCCGAAUGCACAAGGCGUGGCGCAGAUUAGUAUCCAGCUGUAA